Messenger RNA from Schizophyllum commune H4-8, 2883 nucleotides. Its product is annotated as MCM-domain-containing protein. The coding region runs from base 352 to 2757 and encodes 801 amino acids. Lineage: Eukaryota; Fungi; Basidiomycota; Agaricomycetes; Agaricales; Schizophyllaceae. The transcript has 9 exons. The record is from RefSeq and is a predicted model, not a curated record. Gene Ontology annotation, cellular component: nucleus; MCM complex. Gene Ontology annotation, biological process: mitotic DNA replication initiation; double-strand break repair via break-induced replication; DNA replication. Gene Ontology annotation, molecular function: single-stranded DNA binding; ATP binding; 3'-5' DNA helicase activity.
GCCACGCCGAGAGGAGCGAAGCGCCAAAGGUCUGAAUCUCCCGAUGGCUUCAACAACACCCCCGCCCAACCACGCGAACGACGCGAUUCGGGAUCGUCCUUGCCCCCCUCCUCUCCCCCUCGGUUUACAACAGACUCUGAAGCAAGCUUGAGCGAAAGAGACGAUGAUGCAGUCCCCGACAUCGAUGCUGAUGUUGUGGAGGAAGACGAUGAUGGCGAGGACUUGUUUGCGGACAAUCUCGAAGCGGACUACUCGCGCAAUGACACCUUGGACAACUACGAUAUUGCAGACAUCGACGACGAGGAACAGGACGAGCUCACUCCUGCCGCGAGGCGCGCCGCAGAAAGGAAGAUGGCCCAGCGCGAUGCGUUGGAGCGCGCCGGAAGGAAAGGGGGACGCGCAGCUCGCCGAGGGCGCAUGCAUGACUUCAUAGACGAAGACGAUCUUGCCGACGAAGGCGAUGUGGACGACGACGAUAUGGGCGUGUCACAGAUGAAGCGUCGAACACGACGACAAUACGACGAGCGCAGGGACAUUGACGACGCGGAUGGGAUUGAAGAUGAAAUACCCCUCGAACAGCUGAGCGAUAUCAAGGCUAAGUCCAUCGUGGAGUGGAUCGCGAACGAGCGCGUUGCCCGGUCUAUCAUGCGCCACUUCCGUCAGUUCCUUAUGACCUACGUGGACGACAACGGCUCAUCUGUGUACGGCAUGCGUAUCCGCAACCUUGGUGAAACAAACGCCGAGUCACUGGAAAUCUCGUACCUUCAUCUCGCCGAGUCGAAGCCCAUCCUCGCCUAUUUCCUCACCAACUGCCCAAGCUCCAUGCUCGAACUCUUUGACCAGGUCGCCUUGGAGGCCAUCCUCGUCUACUACCCCAUGUACCGGCGCAUACACUCCGAGGUGCACGUCCGUGUGGCCGAUCUACCUCUGAGCUCGACGCUGCGCGAUCUCCGCCGCGCCCAUUUGAACAACCUGGUCCGCGUUUCUGGUGUCGUGACAAGACGGAGUGGCGUAUUCCCUCAGCUCAAAUACGUCAAGUUCGAUUGUCGUCAGUGUGGCGGUGUGCUGGGUCCAUUCCAUCAGGACGCGUCGCGCGAGCUCAAGAUCAGCUACUGCCCCAACUGCGAGUCGAAGGGACCGUUCACUGUGAACUCCGAACAGACGGUGUACAGGAAUUACCAGAAGAUGACGCUGCAGGAAUCCCCGGGAUCAGUCCCUGCUGGUCGUCUUCCCCGGCACCGCGAGGUCAUCCUGCUUUGGGAUCUUAUCGACAGUGCGAAGCCAGGAGAGGAAGUGGAAAUUACUGGGAUUUACCGCAACAACUUCGACGCAUCGUUGAACUCCAAGAACGGCUUCCCGGUUUUCUCGACGGUCAUUGAGGCGAACCAUGUCAAUAAGAAGGAAGACCUUUUCUCGGCGUUCCGGUUAACGGAGGAAGACGAACGCGAGAUGCGCAACCUUGCCAAGGACGAACGCAUCCGGAAACGCAUCAUCAAGUCCAUCGCACCGUCCAUCUAUGGCCAUGAGGACAUCAAGACCGCCAUUGCCUUGUCAUUAUUUGGUGGGGUACCCAAGGACCCGAACCACAAGCAUCGUAUUCGUGGCGAUAUCAACGUGCUCCUUCUCGGCGACCCCGGUACCGCCAAAUCGCAGUUCCUAAAGUAUGUCGAGAAGACCGCCCAUCGUAGUGUCUUCGCCACUGGUCAGGGGGCCUCCGCCGUCGGUCUCACCGCCAGCGUCCGCAAGGACCCCAUCACGCGCGAGUGGACGCUCGAAGGCGGCGCGCUCGUCCUCGCCGACAAGGGCACCUGCCUCAUCGACGAGUUCGACAAGAUGAACGACGCGGACCGGACGUCCAUCCACGAGGCGAUGGAGCAGCAGAGUAUCUCGAUUUCGAAGGCGGGCAUCGUGACGACGUUGCAGGCGCGUUGUGCUAUUGUCGCGGCGGCCAACCCGAUUCGCGGGCGGUAUAAUCCGACGGUGCCCUUCCAGCAGAAUGUCGAGCUGACGGAGCCGAUUCUGUCGCGUUUCGAUGUGUUGUGCGUGGUGAAGGAUACGGUGGACCCGGUCAUGGACGAGCUGCUGGCGCGGUUCGUGGUCGGGAGUCAUCUUCGUAGUCACCCGGCGUUCGAGCAAGCGACGGAUGAGAUGGACGUGGCGACGACCUUGGAUGCAGACCUCAUCCCCCAAGACAUCUUACGCAAGUACAUCAUGUACGCCCGCGAGAAGGUCCGACCCAAGCUGUACGACGUCGACCAGGAGAAGCUUGCGCGCCUCUUCGCCGACCUCCGCCGCGAGUCGCUCGCCACGGGCUCCUUCCCGAUCACCGUGCGUCAUCUGGAGAGCAUGAUCCGGAUGGCGGAGGCGAGCGCGAAGAUGGCGCUUCGGGAGUACGUGCGCGCGGACGACAUCGACAUCGCGAUCGAGGUGGCGGUCAAUAGCUUUGUUAAUGCGCAGAAGAUGAGCAUUAAGAAGACGUUGCAGAGGGGCUUCAGGAAGUACUUGACGCAGUCGAAGGACCACGAAGAGUUGCUGGCGUUCUUGCUUGGUGGUAUUGUCAAGGAGAAGGCGCGCUUCUAUCAGCUGCAGCGCCGCCAGCCACCCGAGCUUGUCACUGUCAAGGUCGCCGAGCUUGAAGACAAGGCGAAGGAGCAUGACAUCUACGACAUCUCGCCUUUCUUGCACUCGAAGUUGUUUGCAACGAACGGGUACAAGCUGGUCAAUGACACGAUCGAGAAGCGCUUCAGAAUCGAUUGAAAGGUUUGUUGGAUGGGCUUUUGCUAUGGUCUGCUGUCGUGCUUUGGUUACUUAUGUAUAUGGCUUUGUGUUACUACGUCGACGAGGUGACCUUGUUGUGAACUCUGAUACAAGCCGUUAUUCCGC